AUGAUCGAGUUGUCGCGGCGGUGGAUGGAAUCUUCCUUUCUGCCAGCUGACGUUCCCCGAGGCCCUGUGCCUGACCCUCUUGGCAUGACCCUCUUCCAUUUUAUGAAGACCUUUGAGCAUCUGGCUCUGCAUUCUGGGUCUGCCUAUCAUGAGAGAGAGAUUCAAGCUGAACGGCAGAAGAAGAUGGUUGAGGAUCAACUCGAGCUGGAUCGGCUGAUAGCUCAGACAAAGUCUGCGGGCGAGAGGUUGCAGAAGGAAAUUGAGGAUCAGAAGGUUCUGCUGAAGGCGAGGGAUAGUCAGCUGAAGGCCAAGGGUGAUCAGCUCAAAGCCAAGGACGCUCAGUUGGAGGCGAAAGACAAGGAGUUGGCUGAGAAGGAGAAACUGAUCAAGGAGAAAACUGCUGAGGCUAAUUCUGCUGCAGCCAAAGUGACUGACCUGGAGAAAAAACUGCAAGAUGUCACGGCUGAGAGGGACAAUCGGAUUUCUGUCAAGGAAAGUCAGGAGCGGGGAAAUGCUCGUUGGAGGGACGGGUUUUGUGAUGCUCGGCGUUUUGUGCAGAAGGUGGAUCCGUCUUUGAAGUGGGGCGAGGUGAUGAAGGCUUAUAAGGGAGGUGCCCACAAAUUUCCCUCUGCCGAAGAGGCUAAAGAGUUGUCUGAAUUGCUUGCUCAGAAGGCUCGAGAAGCAACUGAUAAGAAGGCUGCUAGUGCACAAGGUAAGACUGUGGCUGCGCCUGGGUCGUCUGGUACACAGACAGCUGCGGAGGGGAAGAGCCCUGGUGAUGUUCCGAUGGAGAAUCCGAAUGUCGCCUAG
Spinacia oleracea (spinach) is the source of this 810-nucleotide messenger RNA. RefSeq lists its product as uncharacterized. The transcript is spliced from 2 exons. Bases 1 to 810 code for a protein of 269 amino acids. The record is from RefSeq and is a predicted model, not a curated record. Lineage: Eukaryota; Viridiplantae; Streptophyta; Magnoliopsida; Caryophyllales; Amaranthaceae.